AUGCAUUUCCUUCUCAUCAUAUCCACGCUAGCGCUUAGUACCAUUGUCCACCACACUGGUAGUGCCGACUGUCCAUGUGGGUGGCUACUUGACGACCAGGCUACAGUCUACGCCCAUCAUCUGUACGAGGACUUCAGCGAUUACCCCAUUGAUGUCGAUUCAAUGCUCGAUAACCCGCUGGCCGCUCACUUCAACGAGGACUGGAUGAUCUACGAUUACUAG
This is a messenger RNA of Cladophialophora yegresii CBS 114405, 222 nucleotides long. RefSeq lists its product as uncharacterized. Lineage: Eukaryota; Fungi; Ascomycota; Eurotiomycetes; Chaetothyriales; Herpotrichiellaceae. The record is from RefSeq and is a predicted model, not a curated record. The transcript has a single exon. Bases 1 to 222 code for a protein of 73 amino acids.